AUGGCCAAAUAUAACGAGUUUUGCGCUCUAGUUGCUACUGAAUGUCCUUCAAUUAUCAUGUUGAGUGAAACUUGGCUAACUUCCUCGAUACCUAGUGGGAUGGCCUUUUUAAAUGGUUACACGUUAUUUAGAAAGGACCGAGCUGAGAGAAAGGGUGGUGGUGUUUGUAUUUACAUAUUGGAUCAAAUACUCGCUGACUUCGUGGUGAUUCCUUUGGAUGUAGACACGGGAAAUAAUCGUCUGUCAUUCCGCGAUCCUGCUCAACUUCUGGUAAAUUUACUUAAUGACAGCCGCCUAAGGCAGCUUGUAACCAAGCCUACAAGAUACAGAACUGGUCAAAGUCCAUCCACCCUCGACCUCAUUUUAUCUUCUGAUAACACGUCACUAGCCAAUCUAGAUUAUCUCCCUCCUAUUGGCAUCUCAGACCACGUGACAUUAAAGGUGGAUUUGCAGAUAUGCUCUAUACCCUCUAAAAAGAGGAUUGACACAUUUAAGAGGUCAAUUACAGAUUAUAAAGCUAUAUGCAGGUGUUUAAAUAAGGUCGACUGGAAUAAUUUAUUGAGUGACCCUUCAGUCUCUAACAACUGGAACUCCUUUAAAAAUGUUAUUAAUGUUCAGAUAGAACAACACACAACCACCUCUUUCGUUAAACGUUCUUCUAAAAAGCCCUGGAUCAACAACUCUAUCCUAAAAUUUAUUAAAAAAAAACGAGCUCUAUGGCGUGCAUUCAAAAGAACAGGUCUUGAGGCUGAUUAUAAGAAACAUAGGUCUUUCUCAAAUCGGUUGUCAACUAUAAUUAUAGAAGCCAGAAUAACCUACGAGAAAUCUAUAGCUGAUGGUAAAGACACUAAGCGGUUGUACAAACACAUUCGAACUCAAUUAUCCGGCCCAGUUGGAACUAAUUUACGGAUAAAAGAUGACACGGGUACAGUGGUUGAUAGUGAUAUUGAGGUAGCCGACUCAUUUGCCAAAUCUUUUUUAAAAAUUUUCGUACAAGAACCGCCCAAUGACAUAAUGCCUAGCAUCCUUGGAGUACCUAAUGCAGCUGUUAUCGAUGAUGUUCUAUUUUCCAGUGACGCUGUCCACGCAUCGCUCACUCAAGUAGGAGAGAGACGGAUGGCGAACGCUGCCGAACGCUGCCGAACGCUGCCGAACGCGAAGGCCGAUUGUGCCUCUUUGUCGCUCGUUCCGCGUUCUCGCUUGCACUUCAAGCCUUACAUGGGACGCCUCAGAGCGAGGUAA
Zophobas morio is the source of this 1242-nucleotide messenger RNA. RefSeq lists its product as uncharacterized. Bases 1 to 1242 code for a protein of 413 amino acids. The transcript is spliced from 3 exons. NCBI's taxonomy places the organism in Eukaryota, Metazoa, Arthropoda, Insecta, Coleoptera, Tenebrionidae. Gene Ontology annotation, molecular function: catalytic activity. The record is from RefSeq and is a predicted model, not a curated record.